Molecule: messenger RNA, 963 nt
Organism: Lactuca virosa
Lineage: Eukaryota; Viridiplantae; Streptophyta; Magnoliopsida; Asterales; Asteraceae
Source: the annotation of a GenBank genome assembly
AUGUUGCCCAAGCUUGAGAAGGCAAAGAUAAAUAGGGUUGCUAUGGCUUUGAAAGCAGAACAUGUUGAUUCAGAGACUACAAUACCAGGAUACGGGACACUUGGAGCAAAAAUGAAUGAAGAAUAUGGAGAUACUGUUCCAUCUAAGCCUCAUCAAGUCCCUAAUGGAGUACCUCUUGUAGGUAGUUCAGUAAAACAUGAUGUUCUAGAAGAGGAAAGAGAAGAAAGUGGAACAACAUCUGAGAGCAAAGAAAAAGUUAUUAUUAUGGCCUCUCGUUUAUCUCUUGCUUCAAAGGAACUUUCUUUAGGAGGGCAUGGGUUGAGUGUUGUUCCACCACAAGUAUGGGAAACAAGUGAUAUAACAAAAUUUGAUCUUUCAAGAAACACAAUUGAAGAUCUACCUGUUGAACUUUCUUCAUGUGCUUCUCUCGAGACUUUGGUUUUAUCAAGGAACAAUAUUAAAAUGUGGCCAAGUGCAAUCUUGAAGUCACUUCAACAUCUGGUGUGUUUAAAACUUGACACUAAUCCACUUAAACAGAUUCCAUCAGAUGGGUUUGAAGCUGCUUCCAAGCUUCAGAUAUUGGAUUUAAGUGGUAAUGUAGGUUGUUUACCUGAAUACCCUGCAUUUUCUUCAUUGCUGAGGAUGCAGAUUCCAGAAGUGAAAGUGGAUAUAAUAAGUUUACCUAAAUUAAGGAUUCGUGAUACGAGUCAAAAUUCCAUUGAAACGAUUCUAGAGGGUUUUAAAAAUGCGACAUCUCUUCAGGAGCUUCGGUUUUCAGACAAUAACCUAAGUGCACUUCCUGCUGAACUGGGUUUACUGGAGCCCACUCUUCAAGUGCUACAGCUUGAUGGAAACCCUUUAAGAAGUAUUCCAAGAACGAUUCUUGAUCGAGGAACCAAAGCUAUAUUGAGCUACCUCAAAGACAGAUCAUUGCAAGAAUCCACUCAAAUAAUCAUGCUGUGA